AUGGCUGAACCGCCGCCUCAACCUCCGGGACCAAACCAGCGCCGUCCUCGCCAGGAUCGCCGCCUGGAGCUGCUGCUGCUGCUGCUGCUUCUCCCUUUGUUUCGCUUCAGCUUGGGAAAGCCAGCGGGCAGAGGGGGCUUGGGCUGCAUCCACCGGGCGAAGCCGAGCGGUGGUUGGCCGGGCUGCGCUCUCUUCGGGGAACUAAAGGAAACCUCGCCGUCCGCCAGGCUCCGGGAGGACGAUCGGUGCUGCGCGGGCUCCCUCUCGCAACCUCUGGCGGGGCAAAGGAAGAAGAACGGCAGCUUUUCUCGCGGGGGAUCCCUGACCCCACCUUGGGAAAAGAGGACGAUCCGCUGCCCGGUUGGUACCCUGGGACAGCCGGGCAGCGCUUCCCCUUGCUUGUGGAUUAUAAAUGCUUCCGCACUUCUUCCGGAUCCUCCGAGGCCGGCAAGGCUCGGGAAAAGCCGUGCGCGGACUACCUGGGCAUGCCUGGCGAGGCUCGCUGGGGUUGGGGUGGAUUCCGCGCAGAUGGGCGUCUACUCGAGCCCUUCCAAUCAACGCCCUAGGAGGGGCUCGAGCCAGCCGGACAAUGGGGUGUCCAAUGGGAUGAAGGAUCCCUUUCCAAAUCGUUUUAACAGGACUCCAACCCGUCUCCGGCGAUUCCACCUGGGUACAAAGCUAUCUCGCCGCCUUCAGAACUGCACCGACCUCUGCUUGCUGAGGAGCUCCGAGCGCUCGGCCAGCCGAGCUAAGAGAAAAGGCGGCAGUCCCUCCAUGCCUCCGUGGUCCUCGAUUAUGCGACUGGCUUCCUUUUCCCGCCCGGGAGCCCGUUCGCCUUUCUGCAGGUGGUUCACCCUGCUGACCUGCCUUCAGCUCUGCCUGGGGCAACCGCUGCCCCGUGGAAUUUCCCGCAGCUGCUGCUGCGCCGGCGAGUGCUGUGGGAGCAGCCCGGAGCGAUGCUGCCUUUGUACCUGGACCAGAAAAGGCUGGGCGAGAGCCGCUUCGGCGGUUUCAGCAGCUCGGACAGCUCCCUCUGCUUUUCUGGGAGCCAAUCCCAACGUAGACUGGAGAAGGCGCGAGCUCCUCUUCUCUUUCCCUCCAUUCCACUCGACCAAAGGCUGUUUACAAACUCUUUGUUUUGAGGUGAAUUUUAGGAGUCCAUCAAUCCCGGGAUUCUUUCCCUCCCUGCCCUUAAAAGCCCCUCACCCAGCUCCUCAGAGUGAAAUAACCUAUUCCGCGUGUGCCAAGAAGAGGAGCCGAAGAGAAGGGGCGCCUCUGCCCUUGCUGAGGGCUCGGAGGGCAGCCAAUCGUCACCCCCUCUUCCCUCAGUAUAAUUACCAAGUCCAGGUGGCUGAAAACCAGCCUUCAGGCACCCCAGUGAUAACGGUGGCAGCCCAAGACUCUGAUUCGGGGGAAGCUGGGCGGCUAGUCUAUUCCAUGGAUGCUCUGAUGAACAGCAGGUCUCUGGAACUGUUCAGCAUUGAUUCCCAAAAUGGCCUCAUCAGUACCACCGAAGUUUUGGAUAGGGAAAAUAUGGACCUACAUUACUUCCGAGUGACUGCUAUAGAUCAUGGGAUUCCCCGUCUCUCUGCCACCACCAUGGUUGCAAUCACAGUUGCAGAUAGAAAUGACCAUAACCCAGUAUUUGAGCAGAGUGAGUACAGAGAGACGAUCCGGGAAAAUGUAGAAGAAGGCUAUCCCAUUUUGCAGCUGAGGGCCACCGAUGUGGACUCUCCACCCAACGCCCACAUCCGGUAUCGAUUUGUCAAUGAACAAGCCGCUCACUCUGUCUUUGAGAUAGAUUCACGGUCAGGGCUGAUCACUACAAGCGGGCAAGUAGAUAGGGAGAAAAUGGAGAAGUAUUCUUUGGUGGUGGAGUCGAACGAUCAGGGUAAGGAGCCCGGACCUCUGUCCUCCACAGUUAGAGUGUAUAUAACAGUUCUUGAUGAAAAUGACAAUGUCCCACAAUUUAGUGAAAAGCGGUAUAUAGUCCAGGUAAGAGAAGAUAUAAGGCCCCAUUCAGAAAUUUUAAGAGUCACCGCCACUGAUUUAGACAAAGACAACAAUGCUUUAGUUCAUUAUAACAUCAUCAGUGGUAAUAGUAGGGGACAAUUUUCAAUUGACAGUGUGACUGGGGAAAUACAGGUGGUAGCUCCUUUGGAUUUUGAAGUUGAGCGAGAAUAUGCCUUGAGGAUACGUGCCCAGGAUGCCGGACGUCCUCCUUUGUCCAAUAACACCGGCAUGGUUAGCAUCCAAGUAGUGGAUAUUAACGAUCAUGCUCCUAUCUUUGUCAGCACUCCGUUUCAAAUAUCAGUCUUGGAAAAUGCCCCCUUGGGCCAUUCAGUAAUCCACAUCCAGGCCGUGGAUGCGGAUUAUGGAGAGAACUCACGCGUUGAGUACAAGCUCACUGGGGUCGCUUCUGAUACCCCCUUUGUAGUGAACAGUGCCACGGGCUGGAUUACUGUGAGUGGCCCUUUGGAUCGAGAGACUGUUCAGCACUACUUUUUUGGGGUAGAAGCCCGGGACCAUGGCUCUCCCUCUUUAUCCGCUUCCGCUAGUGUCACCAUCACUGUCAUGGAUGUAAACGAUAACCGGCCCGAAUUUACCCAGAAAGAAUAUCUCAUUCGCCUCAACGAAGACGCUGCGGUGGGGACUAGUGUCCUUAGUGUAACAGCAAUUGACCGGGAUGUGAAUAGUGCCAUCAGCUAUCAGAUAACAGGUGGGAACACACGGAACCGUUUUGCUAUCAGCACUCAAGGAGGAGUGGGAUUAAUCACCCUCUCUUUGCCCCUGGAUUACAAACAAGAGAGGCGAUUUGUGCUAACAGUGACAGCCUCUGACCGGACCCUGCACGACAACUGCCAUGUUCAUAUCAACAUUACGGAUGCCAACACCCACAGGCCGGUGUUCCAGAGUGCCCAUUAUUCAGUAAGCGUUAAUGAGGACCGUCCAAUUGGCAGCACGGUGGUGGUGAUCAGUGCCACAGAUGACGAUGUGGGAGAAAAUGCCAGGAUUACCUACUACUUGGAAGACAAUAUCCCCCAGUUUCGGAUUGAUGCAAACACGGGCGCCAUCACCCUGCAGGCAGAGCUGGAUUAUGAGGACCAGGUCACCUACACCCUGGCCAUCACCGCGAAAGAUAACGGGAUCCCCCAGAAAGCAGAUACAACCUAUGUGGAAAUCAUGGUGAAUGAUGUCAAUGACAAUGCCCCUCAGUUUGUGAGUGCUCACUACCAGGGUGUCAUCUCCGAGGACAGCCCUCCCUUCACAAGUGUGCUCCAGAUCUCUGCCACUGACAGGGACGCCCACGCCAAUGGACGGGUGCAAUACACGUUCCAGAACGGAGAGGACGGGGAUGGGGAUUUCAUUAUUGAGCCCACCUCUGGGAUUAUUCGAACUAUCCGCAGGUUGGACCGGGAAAGCAUUCCUGUUUACGAACUCACUGCCUAUGCUGUGGACAGGGGGAUGCCUCCCCAAAGAACCCCUGUCCACAUCCAAGUGUCGGUGCAAGAUAUUAAUGACAACGCUCCGGUUUUUCCGGCCGAGGAGUUUGAAGUCUUUGUGAAGGAAAAUAGCAUUGUGGGUUCUGUCGUGGCCCAAAUCACAGCCCUGGAUCCAGAUGAAGGACCCAAUGCCCAGAUUAUGUACCAAAUUGUGGAAGGCAAUAUCCCUGAGAUCUUCCAGAUGGACAUAUUUUCGGGUGAGCUCACUGCCCUCAUUGAUUUGGAUUAUGAGACCAAGCCUGAGUAUGUCAUUGUGGUUCAGGCCACUUCCGCCCCGCUUGUCAGCAGAGCUACAGUCCACAUGAAACUCAUUGACCAGAAUGAUAACACUCCCGUUCUGAAAAACUUCCAGAUCCUCUUUAACAACUAUAUCUCCAACAAAUCCAACACCUUUCCUUCCGGUGUGAUAGGGAAGAUCCCUGCUUAUGACCCAGAUGUGUCUGAUAAGCUGUUUUACACCUUUGAACGCGGAAAUGAACUGCACUUGUUAAUUGUCAACCAGACCAGUGGAGAACUCCGACUCAGCCGUAAACUGGACAACAAUCGUCCCUUAGUAGCCUCCAUGUUGGUGACUGUCACAGAUGGGAUCCACAGUGUGACAGCCCAGUGUGUCCUGCGUGUCAUUGUCAUCACUGAAGACAUGUUGGCAAACAGUAUCACAGUACGCCUAGAGAACAUGUGGGAGGAGCGUUUCUUGUCACCUCUUCUCGCCAACUUCCUAGAGGGUGUGGCUACUGUGCUGGCCACACCCAAGGAGGAUGUCUUCAUCUUCAACAUCCAGAAUGACACAGACGUCGGAGGACAAGUGCUGAAUGUCAGUUUCUCGGCAAUGUCGCCCCGGAGUGGCCACUUUUUUAGUUCAGAAGAGCUUCAGGAACAGCUAUACAUGAAACGCAUGACCCUCACCUCAGUCUCCAUGCUGGAAGUAUUGCCCUUCGAUGACAAUGUUUGCCUUCGUGAACCCUGCCAAAACUACAUGAAGUGCAUCUCGGUGCUCAGGUUUGACAGCUCAUCUCCUUUCAUUGCCUCCCUGUCCACCCUCUUCCGACCUAUCCACCCUAUCACAGGCUUGCGCUGCCGCUGCCCUCAAGGCUUCACUGGCGAUUACUGUGAAAUGGAGAUUAACCUCUGCUAUUCCAACCCCUGCCUCAAUGGCGGAAUCUGCACCCGCAAGGAAGGAGGUUACACCUGCAUCUGCCGCCAGCACUUCACAGGUGACAACUGUGAAGUGGAUAGUCGGGCAGGACGUUGUGUUCCUGGAAUAUGUAGGAAUGGAGGCACUUGCACCAACUCUGCCGAUGGAGGCUUCCAAUGUCAAUGUCCACCCGGAGGCUUUGAAAAACCAUUUUGUGAAGUAUCUGUACGCUCUUUUCCUCCCAAAUCUUUUGUCAUGUUUCGAGGUUUGCGCCAGAGGUUCCACCUGAGCCUUUCUCUUUCAUUUGCCACUGUAGAGCGUGGUGGUCUCUUAAUUUACAAUGGACGUCUGAAUGAGAAACACGACUUUCUGGCUAUAGAGAUUGUUGAUGGGCAGGUCCAGUUGAAGUACUCUACAGGGGAAUCAAGCACUGUUGUUUCUCCAUCUGUACCAGGAGGGGUUAGUGACGGUCAGUGGCACACGGUGCAACUUCAUUAUUACAACAAGCCCAAAAUAAACUCCCUGGGUUCAGUGCAAGGACCUUCCACAGACAAAGUGGCCAUUCUAACAGUGGAUAAAUGUGAUACAUCUCUGGCCCUACAGUUUGGCAAUGAGAUUGGGAACUAUUCCUGCGCAGCAGAGGGAGUACAGUCCAGUUCCAAAAAAUCUCUGGACCUUACAGGGCCUUUGCUGCUUGGAGGGGUCCCCAAUCUGCCUGAAAAUUUUCCAGUGGAGCACAGAGAGUUUGUGGGCUGUAUGAGAGAUUUAUACAUUGAUAGUAAACACAUUGACCUGGCAUCCUAUAUUGCAAACAAUGGGACCUCCAUAGGUUGUCAUGCCAAACACUCCUUCUGUGAUUCAAAUCCAUGCAAGAACAGUGGCACCUGUAUUGUGGGCUGGUCUUCCUUUAUAUGUGAGUGUCCCAUAGGCUUUGGAGGCAAGGACUGCAGACAUGCUAUGCAUCAUCCUCACCAUUUCCAUGGCAACAGCAUCCUUUUCUGGGACUUCAGGAAUGAAGUUAAGAUUUCUACACCUUGGUAUAUGGGCCUAGCAUUCCGGACACGCCAGGCAAAUGGAGUGUUACUUCAGGCCAAUGCUGGCCAGUACACAACCAUACUAUGUCAGCUGGAGUCGGGCCUGCUCUCCUUUAUGGUGAAUAGGGGACCUGGACGCACUGCCAAGAUUCUUCUGGAUCAAAUGCCGUUGAAUGAUGGAGUGUGGCAUGACCUCCAAUUCCAUCUACAAGAUGCUCGAAGUGGCCAUGAGGCACGUUACAUUAUCACCCUCAGUCUGGAUUUUGGAUUCUACCAGGAUACUGUGGUCAUUGGCAAUGAGCUUCAAGGCCUGAAGGUGAAACAUCUGCAUGUUGGGGGAAUCCUAGAGUCUGGUAAAGUGCAUCAUGGUUUCAAAGGCUGCAUCCAGGGAAUUCAUCUAGGUGACACAGCCCUGGGAAAUGCACUGCCCAAGCCCGGCAGCACUGUGAAUGUAGAGGCAGGAUGUACUGUGCCCAACCCUUGUGAAUCCAACCCUUGUCCUGCCAACAGUAUAUGUCAGGAUCAGUGGCAAAGCUUCUCCUGUGUAUGCAAGCCAGGAUAUUAUGGUGGGAGUUGCCUGGAUGCCUGUCAGCUGAACCCCUGCAAGAACAAGGCAAUGUGUAAGCGAAAGCCAGGUGCUCCCCAUGGUUAUAUCUGUGAGUGCGGAGAAAAUCACUUUGGACAGUACUGUGAGCACAGGAUGGAUCAACAGUGUCCCAAGGGCUGGUGGGGGAAUCCAACAUGUGGGCCCUGCAACUGCGAUGCAGCCAAGGGAUUUGACCCGGACUGUAAUAAAACCAACGGGCAAUGUCAUUGUAAGGAAUUCCAUUACCACCCGAAAGGGAGCGACACCUGCCUGCCUUGUGACUGCUAUCCCGUUGGCUCUUCCUCACGGUCCUGUGAUCAGGAAAUGGGUCAAUGUCACUGUCGGCCAGGUGUGAUCGGCCGACAAUGCAACAGUUGUGAUAAUCCUUUUGCAGAGGUGACUCCCAGUGGCUGCCGGGUACUCUAUGAUGCUUGUCCUAAGUCUCUGAAAGCUGGGGUAUGGUGGCCUCAAACCAAGUUUGGCCUGCCAGCUAUACUGCCUUGCCCAAAAGGUUCACAAGGUUUGCGAGGUACAGGUGCAGCGGUUCGAUAUUGUGACCAGGAGAGAGGCUGGCUGGAACCGGAUCUGUUCAAUUGCACUUCCCCUGCUUUUAAGGAGCUCUCAACAUUGCUGGAAAGCCUGGAGAAGAACGAAACAGAACUGAACACCAUAGAAGCAAAAAAGCUGGCCCAUCAACUACGGGCAGUGACGGAACAGAUGGAGUCUUACUUUGGGAAUGAUAUUCAUAUUACCUACCGCCUGCUUUCUCACUUGAUGGCCUUUGAGAGCAGACAGCAUGGUUUUGGACUGACUGCUACCCAGGAUGCUCACUUCAAUGAGAACCUCCUCCAGGCUGGCAGUUCAGUUCUGGCGUUGGAAAACCAGGAGCACUGGGACACGUUGUUGCAAAAUGAUCAGGGAACUGCAGCUCUGAUGGAACAGCUGAAGGACUACUCAGGCACUUUGGCCAGCAACAUGAAGCUCACCUACCUCAAUCCUGUUGGUGUGGUGACCCCCAAUAUUGUGCUCAGCAUUGAUCGCAUGGAGAAUCACACCCAUCUCAGAAGACGCUACCCACGUUAUCACAGUACCCUCUUCCGUGGCCAAGCCAUGUGGGAUCCCCACACACACAUAGUCCUCCCUCACUCCGUCCUUACCCCCCGCAAAAUAGAAGUUCCCACCAUGACAAUAACUGCAUCAAUUAAUACUGAGACCAAUGUCACAAUGGAAAGUCCUCCCCCAAGGCAUUCUGUCCAAGAACCUGAGCCUGCUAUCACCAUCCUCAUUCUCAUCAUUUAUCGCACUCUUGGUGGACUUUUGCCUGCCCGCUACCAGGUGGAUCGGCGCAACCUCAGGUUGCCCAAAAACCCUGUGAUGAACUCCCCCAUUGUGACUGUGUCUCUGUUCAGCAACCACACUUUUCUGCAGAACAAUUUGGAGGAGCCACUCAUGCUAGAAUUCCGCCUGCUUGAGACAGCCAACCGCAGCAAGCCCCUCUGCGUUCAAUGGAAUCACUCUAGCCAGAUUGAGCCCACUGGUUUCUGGACAGCACGGGAUUGUGAACUUGUGCACCGAAACACCACUCAUGUCCGCUGCCAUUGCUCCCAAUUUGGUACUUUUGGGGUGCUGAUGGACAGCUCCCACCGAGAGCAACUGGAAGGUGACUUGGAGACGCUGGCCAUUGUGACUUAUUCCUUGACAUCUCUUUCUCUUCUAUGUCUGCUGCUGACCUUCUUCUUUCUGAUAUGCCUGAAAGGACUCAAGUCCAAUACUCGGGGAAUCCAUUGCAAUAUUUCUGUCACUCUCUUCUUCUCUGAGUUGCUGUUCCUCUUCGGUAUCAAUCGUACUGAAAAUCAGUUCUUCUGCACUGUGAUCGCUAUCCUGUUGCACUACUUCUUUCUCUCUACUUUCGCUUGGCUCUUUGUGCAAGGCCUUCAUAUUUACCGCAUGCAAACUGAAGCUCGCAACAUUAACUAUGGAGCUAUGAGGUUCUAUUAUGCCAUUGGCUGGGGGGUCCCCGCCAUAAUCACUGGAUUAUCAGUUGGUUUGGAUCCAGAAGGCUAUGGGAACCCAGAUUUCUGCUGGAUUUCCAUCCAUGACAAACUGAUUUGGAGUUUUGCAGGGCCCAUAGCUCUUGUCGUUCUGAUGAAUGGGGUUAUGUUUCUUCUGGUGGCAAAGAUGCUGUGCUCACCAGGACAAAAGGAAGCCAAGAAGAAAGCUGUGCUCAUGAUGAUGCGAAGCUCCUUCGUUCUGCUUCUAGUUAUUAGCACUGCUUGGCUCUUUGGUCUCUUGGCUAUCAACAACAGUGUCCUGGCUUUCCACUACCUCUACACUGUCCUCUGCAGUCUUCAGGGUUUGGCAACACUGAUUCUAUUCUGUGCAGUGAACAAGGAGUUCCUGGAAGCCUGGAAAGGGGCUUGCCUGGCUAAGAAAGGCGAAGAAGCCCCCAGAAGUGGCCAGGGCCACAAUGCCUACAACAACACAGCACUAUUUGAGGAGAGUGGCCUUAUUCGUAUCACUCUGGGAGCCUCCACAAUCUCGUCUGUUAGCAGUGUGCGCUCAGGCCGUACUCAUUCUAGCCAGCGGGGCUACCUCAGAGAGAACAUGAUAGCACAUCAAGGCUCGGCUCUGGAUCACAAUUUGCUCAACCAUGCUGGCCCCACUGACCUUGACGUAGCCAUGUUCCAUCGUGAUGCAGGUCCAGAUCAAGACUCUGAUUCAGACAGUGACCUCUCCCUGGAUGAAGAACGCAGCCUCUCAAUUCCCUCUUCAGAGAGUGAGGAAAAUGUGCAUCUCCGGAGCAGAUUCCAGCGUCCGUUCAAAAGGGCAGCCCACAGUGAGAGGCUCCUCACCAACCCUAGUGACACUGCACCAAAAGAUGUGGAUGGUAAUGAUCUGAUGUCCUAUUGGCCAGCACUGGGAGAAUGUGAGGUCCACCCCUGUUCUCUCCAGAAAUGGGGCUCCGAGAGGAAGCUUGGAUUUGAUGUUAAUAAGGAUACGGCCAACAAUAACCAGCCAGACUUGGCUUUAACCAGUGGGGAUGAGAACUCUCUCACUCAGACCCAACGGCAGAGAAAAGGCAUCCUGAAGAAUCGCCUCCAGUACCCUCCAGCUUUGCAAGGCCUUUCAUCUGUGGGCAGAAUGACCAAUGAUCUUUCCUGGUACAAAACCUCCACCUUGGGCCACAGGGCAGUCCCGGCUGCUUCUUAUGGCAGAAUCUAUUCAGGAACAGGCAGCCUCUCACAGCCAGCAAGUCGUUACUCGUCCCGGGAGCAGCUUGAUCUGUUGAUGAGAAGGCAGAUAUCCAGAGAUCAGCUGAGCAGAAACACCUCUGGAGAAUGCCUAGAAAAUAUGGCAAGCAGGCACAGGUCCCGGGAACAAUUGGAUGCCAUUAUGAACAGGCCUGGGUCAAGGGAGCCCCUGGACACAAUCCUCGAUCAACAUGGAUCUAGAGAACACCUUGCAAGCAUACCCAGCAGGCAUGGGUCUAGAGAAAAAGUAGGUGAAAUAGCUACUGAACGUGAUCCAAGAGAUCACAGGAACACUCUACCCAGAAGGCAGACAUCUAGAGACCAUCUGGAUUCUUUACCCUGUAGAUUUGGGUCACGAGAACAGCUAGACUGCGGUGGAGCAGUAAGAGAAAUCUCUAGAGAAUGGCUUAAUACAAUGCCCCUUAGGCAGGCCUCUAGAGAUCGAAUGGACACCUUGCCAGCCCGAGAUACUUCUCGAGAACAGUUGGAUCUGCUUUUUAGAGGGCAACCUUCAAGGGACCAACUAACAUCAGCUAGGCAUACUUCAAGAGAGCAUCUGGACAUAGUGCCUGGCAGGCAGGAUCCUUGGGAAAAUAUUGAGCCUCUUUCUAGGCAGCAACCAUCUAGAGAAAAUCUUGAACUUCUCUCCAGAAGACCAUCUUCUAGAGAAAAUCUAGAAGCAAUCCCUAGCCGUCACCCUUCCACAGAACAAUUAGACAUCCUUUCUUCUAUCCUAGCCUCUUUUAACUCUUCGGCUUUGUCAUCAGUGCAGUCAUCCAGUACUCCCUCAGGCCCACAGACUACCCCCACCCCUUCUGUGGCACAGGCAUCUUCUACACCUUCCAUGCCAUGCACUUCACCACCUCGGUCUGCAACAUCCCACAGCAUUUCCGAGCUGUCACCAGAUUCUGAAUUAACAAGAAGUGAGGGUCAUUCCUGAGGGGCCCAGCUGCUGUGAGAAGAACCAAGGGGCACUGCAGGACCAGGCACUUCCAGCAGAGGACCAGGAUCCCUCAGAGGGCCUACAAGAAAGAAAGAAGAGAGGCUUUGUGCAAGCAGAGACCAACUAUGCUCUCCUCCAGCAUUCAGUGGUGGAGAAUUUGGUGGGAUGAGAAUCAGCACGAUGCACUCACUGGACUGUGGAAAAAAGGUGUCUGGGUGCUACAGGGCCCCUCUCCCCAUUCAAAGGGACACCCUGAUGGGAAGGAGGGAAGCUACCACACCAUGGGCAAAAUAGCAUCUCCAAACUGGACCAACUGAAAUCUUCCUUUCCAAAACCAUUUUUCUGUACUCUGUGCAAACACGACAGGGUGGGAUGGCUGCAAGAUGUGGGCGCGGGAAGGGUUUUAUACAUUUUUGUAUCUUUGUAAUCAGAGAGAAGAGAAAUUUCUAUGGUUAUUUUUACGGUUCUUAUGUUCCCAUUGUUGUGAUGCUGAUCUUAUUUUCUAGCUGUCCAUGAUGCAUUUGGACUGUGGCAUGAGGCGAUGUUAUGCAGCCUUUCCCGAUAAAGCUCAAGGCAGAAAAAUGGAGGGACCUUUUCUUGCAGACUUUUUUUCAGGUUGUGUGUUAGGUUGGUCUUGUUGAAUGUCUAUAUCUUAUCUCCUCAUGAGCCAGCAGUAAGUGGCAAGUAUUGUGCUGGGACAAGGGUAUUCUCACUACUAAAUUAAGUCAGCGCAUUUGUAACUGAGUUCUAGGAUCUUAUUUGCUUUGUCAUAUAUUCCCAGUCUAACAAGCCUGGGACCCAAAACAGCUUUGUAUACUUUCUAAUGCUAGAACAAUUACACAUUUUGGCAACCUCAUGUAUUUAUAUAUUCUAACAGAGUUGUAUUGAUACUCUUCCUGGAGUGUCUAUUGUAUUAGCAGGGUGGAAUCAGACAUAUUUUUGAACUUGGCCUUAGUUGAAAUUUGAUUUGGCACUGGAUGCUGUCUUUGAAACACACAUGAAAGUAAGUUUUUUUUAAUAUUUUUUUUUAAUUUGAGUCUAUUUUCCUCCUCCUCUCUAGCAAACGUUUUACCCCCAAAACAAACGCCUGCAUCUGGUAACU
Notechis scutatus (mainland tiger snake) is the source of this 11554-nucleotide messenger RNA. The record is from RefSeq and is a predicted model, not a curated record. NCBI's taxonomy places the organism in Eukaryota, Metazoa, Chordata, Lepidosauria, Squamata, Elapidae.